Messenger RNA from Choloepus didactylus (southern two-toed sloth), 5069 nucleotides. Its product is annotated as zinc finger protein 239-like. NCBI's taxonomy places the organism in Eukaryota, Metazoa, Chordata, Mammalia, Pilosa, Megalonychidae. Bases 585 to 1592 code for a protein of 335 amino acids. Gene Ontology annotation, cellular component: transcription regulator complex; PcG protein complex. The transcript has 5 exons. Gene Ontology annotation, molecular function: RNA polymerase II cis-regulatory region sequence-specific DNA binding; DNA-binding transcription factor activity, RNA polymerase II-specific. Gene Ontology annotation, biological process: regulation of transcription by RNA polymerase II. The record is from RefSeq and is a predicted model, not a curated record.
AGGAAGGACGAGAGAUGAGGUGGACCAUGUCGGGGUAGCGGUCUGGAGGCGGAGGCCUGUGAGGACAGAGCGGAGGCGAAGGGGGACGCAGAGGCAGAGCAGAAGCAUCUCUGGGCUCCCGCGACCUCUUUCCGGCGGCGGACUCUGCCUCGGUGCGACUGGUGAAGAGGUCGGAGCCAACUGGGGAGCUGAUACAUCUGUGAGAGCAACACCCACCCCUCUCUCCAAUCCCAGCAAACAGUUACUUGUUGCUUUUCCGGACUUUGGGAAGUUUCUCCAUAACAUACUCAAGAGCUUUCAUUGCUUCUCUCAGUCAUCUGACUAAACACUUCAGGAAGGUUGCAGCCCUGGCUUCUCAAAUCUGUGAGGGCACAGGAGGCCUGUGACAAUGAAGGAACUGCAAGCACAUGACCAGCCUGACCAAGAAAUCUUAUGCCAACUUUACAGGCAGUCCUGCUGCCACGAUUCCCCUGGUUCCCGUGAGGUACUAAGCCAGCUCAGGGAGCUCUGCCAACAGUGGCUGCAGCCUGAGAUGUACAGCAAGGAGCAAAUCCCAGAGCACUGGUGCUGGACAGUUCCUGACCAUGUUACCCAAGGAGCUCCAGACCCAGGUUUCAGCCCAUACAAAAGAGCAGAAGAUGCUCAUUAAAGAGGCAGUGCCCCCAGGAAGAGUCCAGGAGUCACUGAAUAUUCGGCUCCAGACCAAUGAGAUCCAGUCCAUAAGUGUGUCUCCACAGGAUGGAGAAGGUGCAUGUAGGUUUAAAAAUGUAAAAUUGACUUUAGAGAAAAAAAGUUCUGAAGAAAUAGCAUUUCAGUCACUGUUACUGGGAAGAUUAAAAGCUGAUGAUCCCCAGAAGCCUAUAAUUGAACACACUUGUGACCCUGAGAGCAGAUAUGAAAGGUAUCAAGAAAAUCUUUUAUUGAUGAAAGAGAGAAAAGCUUUACCCCAGGAAAGAGAUCACAGAGAAGUCAUGAAAUUUGUACCAAAGGAAAUACUUAGGGGAGAGAGAGAUAAUAAAUGUGAUGAGUGUGGAAAGUUCUUCACUAAAAAAUCAAAUCUCAUUCGACAUCAGAUAAUUCACACUGGGGAGAGACUUUAUAAAUGUAAAAUUUGUGAGAAAGCCUUCAGUGGAAGCACCAGCCUUCAUCUUCCUCAGAGGAUCCACUCUGGAGAGAAACCUUAUAAGUGUGAUGAAUGUGGGAAAGCCUUUAUCGUGAAGUCCAGUCUGAUCCUGCAUUAUAGAGUCCAUACCCUAGACAGACCCUAUGAAUGUGAUCAAUGUGGCAAAACCUUCAACUGGAGCUCAGAUCUUAGUAAGCAUCAGAGGAUUCACACUGGAGAGAAACCCUAUGAAUGUAGUGUGUGCAACAAGGCCUUCAAUCAGACAUCUGACCUUAUCAAGCACCAGAGAAUACAUACAGGAGAAAAACCCUACAAAUGUCAUGUGUGUGGGAAAGCUUUUAAUCAGAGCUCACUCCUUAUUAAGCACCAGAGAGUACGCACUGGGGAGAAGCCCUUUCGCUGUGAAGAUUGUGGAAAAAGCUUUAGUCAGAAUGCAGGUCUGACAUCACAUCAGAGACGGCACAUGUGAGAGAAAUUUUAUGGAUGUAAAGAGUUCAAGAAAGCCCUUAGUGAAAUCUCACACCUCAUUAAGUAUCACAGAACUCAUACAAGGUACAUCAUGGUGUUGAAUGUGGGAAGAGCUUUACUCACAAUGAACACCUUAUUUCACAUCAGAAAAUCCUCAACUGGGGAGAGGCCCUGUAAAUAUGAAUGUGGGGAAGCAUUCCAUAAUAAUUCAGAACUUUCUAGACAUUGAAAACACUCACACAUACACAUCAAAGAGAGAAAAGGACUUACAACUCUGAUGAAUAUGUGUAAAACUCUAGGUUUCCCUUGUGAUUGACCUAUAGAAAGUAGAUAUUGAGGGGAAAUAUGAAUAUAAUAAUUGUAAAAUGUUUCAGUGGUAGCUGCUUGAUUCACUUAACGUUAGGAUUUCCAUCAAGGAUAUGCCCAGGGAUUAGUAGAAGUAUACAUAUAUUUUCCAUCAUUAUAGUCCUUCAGGAAAGAGUCAGUCUCACCCAGUGACCAGUCCCAAGCUCCAACCUAACUCUUAGGGGGAAAUAAAGAGUCUGUACAUAUUUGAGAACUUUGAUAUUUAGAAAGCAGGUGAAAUAUUGGAAGUUUCAUUCACUCUGAGAGUUCCCUUAUAAAGACAAUGCUUUGUGAUAUUCAGGAUCCUGUGCUCUCUGUUUCAAGAAAAAAGAUGCUCAUUACAUCCAAAAAGUCUUAUACUGGGUAUCAUUUGAAAGGUAUCGAGAAAUAAAAUGUUUUCCUCUCCUGUUCAAACCUAGACCACCAUGUGUAGCCCGAUUUCCAAACUUUCACAAAGAUCUAGUGAUGUUGGAGCAGAGCCAGGGAAAGGCCACUUGACUAUUCUUCCUCAUCUUUGUAUGCUCGUACCUGGCAUAGUGUCUGGCACUUGAGUUCCAUAAACAUUUAUUGAAAUGAGUUCAAUUAAAAUAAAUGUAAUUGAUAGAUCCCAGAGCCAUAUGGUAUACUUGUUAAGAAGUGGUAUAAAGUGAAAAAUAUUUUAAGACAUUUAGAUAUAUUGGUGGGAUGAUUGAAGUAGGAAUCGCCACUCUUCUGAAGGUUUAUAUGUCGCUCAUGAGUUGAUAUAUAGGAGGGCAAUCUUCCCUCCUACAAUUUGAGAAUCAUACAGAACUAGGCGGGGAAGAACAGAGACCUGAACAAAUGGACUCUUAAAGUUAUGCUUUUAAAGGAAAAGAAAAAAAUGGUAACAUCAAUUCCUUAAGUACAAUAUACUUGCUAAUGUAGUUAUUCUGUUCUAUAUAAAACUAUGACCAUGUUAAUAUUCUCAAGGUUUCCUUUGUCUUUGUGAUACAGUCAAAUGUGUUAUCCUGAGCUUGGAAAUCUGAAAUCAGAUAUAAGAAUGUCUCUUUAAAAGGGGGAAUCAGCUUUUAAUUAAAAGGAAGCUAUGAAGCAAGUCACUUGAAACUUAAAAUACUUUGUUUAUUCAAGUACCAUGUUAUAAUUCUUUAUCUGCUGGUAUGCAGUGGUUCACAAGCCAGGACGUUGGAAAUACAUUAUGUUUGGGGACAUUUUUGGUUGUUAUAAUGACGGCUGUGUCACUCUCAUUUUGUGGGUGGAGUCCAGGAAUUAUAAACAUUAUAUUAUAUAGUAUAUAUUAUCAUAUAUAGUAUUGACAGAAUUAUAGUAUAUUGUAAAUAUAUACUAUAUUGUAUUAUAUAUAUAAAAUAAAUAGAAGAGUAUAUUGUAGUAGAGUAUAAAGAAAGAAUUGUUUCAUCCAAAAUGCCAGUAAUAUCCCUUUUGGGAAAUGUUGAACUAAAGGAGAUGAAAUGUUUACAACCCAAAUUGCUACACAAAUAAUAUAUUUGUUAAUUAAAAUAAGCUAAAGUUGUAAGUAGUCUGUAUUUCUGUUCUCUGUCAAAAGUAAUAUAUUUCUUAGAUCAAGAUGGUAGUGAGAUGCUUCAGGGUUCUGUCCCAUAGAAGCUUUCAACAACCAGGGAGAACUUAUAGAAACAUCUUUUUCAAUGUGCCAGAAAGACUUAAAGGACUGCAUAACAGGGUAAGCACUGAAUCAUGAAAAAAGCUACUUAAAAGCUGUAGGCUCUCUUAGCAUCCUGGCUGCCCCCUCCCCCACCCCUCACAGGCUUAGCUCAGAGCCAGCCCUUGCUCCCAGUGCAGAUCUUUGGUCUCAGUUCCGGAAGGAGCAGAGUGGCCCUCAGGCACAUGCUGGGAGUAUGUAUGUCUGGCCCAAUCUGUCUGAUGGUCUGAGGGACUUGCCAUCACAGAACUUGCCCUACAGGUAGAAAGCAGUUCACGGAGCUCUCCUACAGAACAGUUUGGAUGAACAGUUGAGUGGCUGCCUAAGGCAAGGUGUUGCUGGCUGUAGAACACAGUGCAGUGCCUGGGACUGUGAGGAAACUGUUUCCUAGGGAAGAGAGGAUAUGUAUAACCCUGUAAACAAGGGAAUACCUAACGCCACCCCAAGACAAGGUGCAUGCACAGAAAGGAUCAGGGAGGCCCCUAUGCUUUGGCCUGAAGCUCCUAUUCUAACCCAUACUACAGAUAAAUCCUGAAGAAGAGCUGUUGCACAGGUCAAUCUGCAAAGACUGGGAAAAGUGUUAUGCAUUAUGGGAGUUCCAGAAGGAGAAGAGGGGGGGCAGAGGGAAUAUUCAAAGAAAUAAUAGCUGAACACUUCCCCAAUUUAAUUAAAGACAUUAAUAUACACAUCCAGGAUGCUCAGUGAACUCCAAACAGUAAGUCCAAGUAGAUCCGCACUGCAGCAUAUUAUAAUCAGAUUUUUGAAUACAAAAGGUGGUAUAAGGAAAACCACAAGAGAGACUCAACAUGUCAUGCAUUCACAAGGGAGCCUCAGUAAGAUAAAGUGCCAAUUUCUCAGCAGAAACCAUGGAAGCAAGAAGGCAGUGGAAUGACAUAUUUAAAGAGCUGAAUGCAAAAAGCUUCCAACCAAGAAAUUCUAUGUCUGGUAAAACUGUCUUUCAAAAAUGAGGAAGAGGUUAAGACAUUCCCAGAUAAACAAAAGCUGAGGGAUUUUGUCACCACUAGAUCAGCCCUACUAAAUAUGCUAAAGAGAGUUCUGCAGGUUGAAAGGAAAGGAUAGUAGACAAAAUAACAAAGCCACAUGAAAUUAAGAUCUCUGGGGAGAGCCACGACAUGAGUAAAUAUUGAUGUCAAUACAAUUGUAUUUUUGAUUUCUAACUCCACUUUUUACUUACUACAGGAUCUAAAAGGCAAAUGUAUAAAAUAUGAUAAAUCAAUGGUUUUGGAUUCAUAAUGCAUAAACAUGUAAUUUGUGACAAGAACUACAAUAAAGGUGAUGGGAUAGAGGGGUUAGGAACAUAGUUUUUGUAUACUAUUACAGUUGGUGUUAAAGCAAACAAGAUUAUUAUAGAUUUGGAGUGUUAAAUGUAAGUCCCAUGGUAACUGCAAAGAAAAUAUCAGAGAAUAUGUAAACUCAUAGUGACAGAAAUUAGAGUACAAGUUGCCAGAUGCGGUGGCC